AUGCCUUUUACUAGAAUACAUAAAAAGAAUAUGUCUCGCGCCGCUCUUAUGAAGGAGUCCUUUGAGCUCCUUCAAAGAGAUGGUAAAAUACCAAAAGCCUCUGUUCCAACUGCACUUCGAGCGGCAGGUCUAAACCCGAGUGAGGAAAGGAUAAAGGAAAUCAUGAAUACUGUGACUGAUCUUGAUAUGGCUGGUUAUGAAGCACUUGUUGCAAAACAUGACGAUAAGACGGAUACCCCAGAAGCAGUCAAGGAGGCAUUUCGAGUUUUUGACAAGGAUUUGGAUGGUACUGUGUCUGUUGCAGAAUUUCGUCAUAUUAUGACAACAAUGGGAGAAAAGUAUACCGAAGAAGAAUUUCGUGAUUUAAUUCAAGGUUUUGAGGAGAAUGGCGUUAUUCAUUACGAAAAAUUUGUGAACAAGAUGCUGGCUCCUUUUACUGAUCAUGGCAAUCUGGAGGAUGUGAUAUAG
Molecule: messenger RNA, 468 nt
Organism: Trypanosoma cruzi
Lineage: Eukaryota; Euglenozoa; Kinetoplastea; Trypanosomatida; Trypanosomatidae
Product: calmodulin, putative
Exons: 1
Coding region: 1-468 (155 amino acids)
Cellular component (GO): myosin II complex
Molecular function (GO): calcium ion binding
Source: RefSeq, a predicted model, not a curated record